Messenger RNA from Cladocopium goreaui, 861 nucleotides. NCBI's taxonomy places the organism in Eukaryota, Dinophyceae, Suessiales, Symbiodiniaceae. The record is from the annotation of a GenBank genome assembly.
AUGGCCGCGAUCAUGAAGCACUUUGGGGUGGAAGCUCGGGCGCGACGUUAUGACCCUCACAGCAGGUAUGGAGGGCAUGGUGGACAGAGCUUGGCGAUGGGCCUGCCAGAAACCGGCGCAUCCAUCCUGGGGUAUCAUGGCGUGCAGUGCACCGUCCAACGGCCCAGCCUAGGAGAUGGUCUGGUGGGCGUGUCCAAGUUAGAGCUUGAGAGCCCAUCGCUGCUGGACACCGAACGCACCCUUCCCUGGAGCAAGGGACCCAAGCAGAUCCGAGAUCGCUCCGAGCUGUUUCAUGUGGCGGAGUUUCUGGAGCGGCAGGUCGAGCCGCAGUGUGUCACCAAGAGCCGGCGGUGCCCUGGGGUGGUGGACACCAAAUACCUUCUACCGGUAGUGGGCCUACUGCACACGAAGCAGAAAACCAUUGUGGAGCAUGACCCAGAAGCUCAGUCGGGCCAGGUGGAGCUUCUGAUUAGCCGAGUGGAAGGCGCGGCCAAUCUCCGUCGCGUGCCCAUCACUUGCGGCUGGUGCCGCCGCGGCUGCAAGCGCUGUUCGAAGAACAAAGGGCGGGGAGGACUGUGCAAAUCCAUCGAUGAGAACAUCAAAAUGAAGCGUCUGGCGCGGCGUCGUGAGGCCGUGCAAGAGCUCCCGGAGGCCCUUGCAUUGGAGGAUCUGCACUACAAGGGGCUGUCUCUGGCAGACUAUCUGGACACUCUGAGGGAUGUGCAGGAAGAGAAACCACAUGAGGGCCUGUCUCUGUCAGACUAUCUGCCGCAGCAAGAUGAACCAUACCAGGUGAGCGAGUGCUCCUUUAUUUUGGUGGACGAUGAUGUCCAGUCCUGCCACAGUUGGACCAUGAUUUGA